Sphaerodactylus townsendi is the source of this 3640-nucleotide messenger RNA. RefSeq names its product NEDD4 binding protein 1 (gene N4BP1). The transcript is spliced from 7 exons. Lineage: Eukaryota; Metazoa; Chordata; Lepidosauria; Squamata; Sphaerodactylidae. Bases 144 to 2921 code for a protein of 925 amino acids. The record is from RefSeq and is a predicted model, not a curated record. Gene Ontology annotation, molecular function: RNA binding. Gene Ontology annotation, biological process: negative regulation of proteasomal ubiquitin-dependent protein catabolic process; negative regulation of protein ubiquitination. Gene Ontology annotation, cellular component: nucleus; PML body.
GGCGGGGGGAGUUUCCCAGGCGGUUGUUGUCUCGGCGCCGGACGGGCCCGCAGCGCGAUGGGCUGCAGCGGCCGCGGCCGGAGGAACUGGAGCCGCCGCCGCUGCUGCUGCCUUUGCCCGCAGGCUCCCCCGCCGCUCCCCUGAUGGCGACCUGCAGCAGCAGCAGCAGCAGCACCACCGCGGCGCCGUCGGAGGGUCGCAGCCCAGGCGGGGCCCGGCCGGUGCUGGACGAGUUCACCGCCCCGGCGAAGAAGAGCGACUUCCUAGAGCGGAGCCGCGGCGGCAUCGAGCGUCUCUUCCGGGUGCGCCUCGCCGUCCUGGGGACGCUGGGCGGCGGAGCCUGGGAGCCCCUGGGAGUCGGGCGGACCCCGCACGACGAGCGCCGGAUCUGGCUCAGCCUCCUUGGAGACCCGGAGAGCGUGCGGAACGCUAAGGAAUACAUCAAAGGACUGUGCGAACCUGAAUUAGAAGAGAGGGAGCACUAUCCCAAAGACAUGCACUGUAUUUUUGUCGGCUCCCAGAGCCUCUUCUUGAAUUGCCUCAUUCAGGACACCUGUGCCGAUAUCAGCGUUGCAGAGAUAGGGGUGCUGAGUAUCAAAGGCAGUGCUGAGCCUGUGGUCAUGGCCAGAAGCCACAUCCAGCAGUUUGUGAGCCUCUUCAAAAAUAACGACAGCCUACUGAGCAGCCAAGAGCCCGAAGUCAAGAAGCAGUUCAAACGCCUCGUGGAGGCCCGUGCAGAUAAGUACACGAUGGAUCUGUUGAUCUUGCCGAGCGCGCUCAAAAGAGAACUGCUCAGCCUUGCAAGGGCCGAGGGCCACAAAGCGGAAGACAGAAUCAUAGAUCUUACUGAGGCCGACGGGUGGCAGGAACUCCUCCCAAACGAAACUCCGAAACGGCACGCGGUAAAAUGCGAUUUCGGAACCGGGCAGGAGGAAGCGCGGAACAACGCAGGCACUCCGGUCACCGAGCUAGCGAAGCAAAUGGACACGGUCUUCCCUCAGAGCCCCGAAAGGCACUUUGUGCCCAUAAAUGGCCUGACUUCGCUGGAGGCAUCUGGAGGCAAAGAGAGGCAGUCGUGUAAAAGGAGGUCCUCGGAAUCUGAGGAGCGGCUUCCCAAGAAACAUUUUUCUUUGGAAAACAAGCAGGAGGGCCAGCGGGUGGCGGGCGGCACGCCGGGCGGCGUGGUGGUGAUCAACUUGUCCGCCAGCAGGAGGGACAAGCCUGAGGGGCCCGCCCCGUCCCCUAAAGAAGGCGACGAGAUCAGCGAGGAAAUGGAAUACAAGAUCCUGGUCAACUUUUUCAAAAGCAUGGGCUACUCGCCGCCGAUUGUGGAGAAGGUGAUCGGCAAGCACGGGCCGCUGGCAGAGCCCCUCCUGCUUCUGGAAGAAAUUGUUACAGAAAGCAACAAGCCCUCGAAAGAGGAAGAGCCGGCUGGCCAGGUGACCGGAACGCACGCUGCGAAAGGUAGAGGCAGCCCCAGCAACAGACACCGCCACGACCUGGGCUGUCAUUCGGAAGAGCCAAACAAGGCAGAACACCGAGUGGGCUCUUUUCUGGAGGCCCAGCACAAGGCUAAAGGCACACUGCGCUUGCCAGACGGUGAAAAUAGAACGGCUCUUGCUGGCACCCAAAGCCCACCGCGCAGAGAUCCCUGCAGUCGCACACACGUUAAUUGUUGUCCCGAACAGUCUCGUGUCCUGCCAAAAAGUGCGCUAGAAAGCGAUGGUCAUGUGACUGCACAUGACAAAUCUCAGGGGUUAGUGCAAGAGAGGAAACCAAAGGACGCCACCUUGGUCGCGAGAGGGACUUCCGAGACCUCCCGCCAGCCAGUUCAGAAAGAAGCUGCGGUGGCUCAAACAUGUGCUGAUCUGUUGGCCGUGAAGCACGAUCAGAAGGGCUGGUGUAACCCUUUGCAGCCCAGAGCGAGACAGUUGCCUCCUCCAAAAGCGGACCUUCCUGAACGUCUUGCUCCUUCUCCAGAAAACAGACCGGGGCUGCCGUACAGUCAUCAUGCCGAUCCUUCCGUCACUGGGGUUCAGAGGUUCCUGGAAUCUUUGAAAAUCCCUUACAAGCUGGAACUGAAAAAUGAGCCGGGCAGAGCUCACUUAAAGCACGUUAUAAUAGACGGCAGCAACGUAGCGAUCUCUCAUGGUCUAAACAGGUUCUUCUCGUGUCGGGGGAUUGCAAUUGCUGUUGAAUAUUUCUGGAAACGUGGCCACCGAAGCAUCACUGUGUUUGUCCCGCAGUGGCGCACGCGGCGAGAUUCUGCCACCACAGAACAGCACUUCUUAACCGAGCUGCAGGAUGUCGGUAUUUUGGCCCUCACCCCUUCCAGGGUAGUCUUGGGAGCCCGGAUCGCAUCUCACGAUGACAGGUUUUUGCUUCAUCUUGCUGAGAGAACUGACGGAGUGAUUGUUACCAAUGAUAAUCUCAGAGAAUUUGUGGAUGAAUCAACAUCCUGGAGGGAAAUUAUUCAAAGGAGACUCCUGCAAUACACCUUUGUCGGGGACAUCUUCAUGGUUCCUGAUGAUCCAAUGGGGCGGAAUGGACCACGAUUAGAAAGCUUCCUUCAAGACGAGUCCCGUGUCAGGACCGUUUCAUCACACAUCGGCCUGGCAAGUGGAGGACUUCCUCCUGGGACACCUCUCUUCCCGGUGCCGCCCAAUGGUGGCGAACCACCAGCAACUGUCUCAUUAUCUAGCCUCUUACCUGCCUUCACUGCGUUCCCGUCACCUCCUGUGCCUCACGCAGCUGUUCCCCCGCUUCCGAGAUCCGCCGCAGAAACAACCUACUUGAAAGAAGCUUUGAAAAGAAUCUUCCCUACCUCAGAGCAGAGGGCCAAGAUUGAGGAAAUCCUCGCUCAGCAUCCACACAUGAGAGACCUGAACGCACUUUCUGCCAUGGUGCUUGAUUUAGGGUGACGCGAUCUGAUUCGGAACCCUCCCAUUUGCGUUUUCGAUUGUUAAUAUAAAAAUGGUUCCAGCUGGUGCCAGCCAUCUGUGAAUAGUCAAAGUUUAAUCCUUUUGUAUAAAACAAUUGUGAAUAUUCAAAGGAUAUGCAGCUACCAGUUUUUGCUCUCUUUUUUUUUCUUAUUCGUUUAAAUUAUAUUGCUUUUAUGACUUUGUAUUGCUGAAUUGUUUGGAAAGAGAGCCACUCUUUUUCUGACUGGCUUGCAGUUGUUAACUGAAGCAGGCCAAAGCUAUUUGUGAAAGAAUUAGAUCUGAUACCAGAUCUAAGUUCUAACUCAGGGAAUUCGCACCUGCAGUUUAAAUUAAUGGACUGUAAGAAGGGGCUUUGUUUCCGUCGGUGGGUAAAACUGCCUGAUAGAGCAGGUGAUCCAUGAUGAUUCAUCAGUGAGAAGAUGAUGGUAUUUAAGCACCUUCUGUUACCCAGAUGGUAAGUACCGAGGAUCUCCAUCUGAAGUGAAAAAAAUCUGCCUUGCGAUUGCUUGUGACGUCCCACUUCUGUUGGCUGAACUUCUGUGAUGUCACAGUGACGAAAGGCAUGUCAGAGGAGAUCAUUAUUUUGCAGUGUUAUCAAUGCAGCGUUGUGCAUUAGGUGGACCUUUGGCCUGACUUGGCACAAUAGCUUCUGUUAUGUUCUUUGCUGGUUAUGAGUUUUAAAAAAUUGUUGGAGGAAA